AUGGGUCUAGUCAAAAUAAUGUGUUCGUCUUUGCCUCAACUCCAUCACUUUAACUUUGCCUGGGAACAUCGCUUCUUGGCAACCACGAAACCAGAGGACUCUUGCCGACCGGCUGGCCGACUAACCAAAAUUCAUAGUCACUUUGUCCUUGCGAACCGGCUUUUUAUGAUUUUCGAUGGUCCUGAUGUGACAUCUCCGUUAAUAUUACAAUAUUGUUACGACUAUGAGGACAUAGACAUCGUAUCAUCUUCGAACUCUAUCACCGUCGUCUUCCAAUCAGACAACUCCAUGGGAUUUCGUGGAUUCUACAUAGACUACACAGGUGUUUGUAGCGGGAUGAAUAUAUCAGCCAAUACCAGCGGAAUAAUUGAAAGUCCUAAUUAUCCAAAUCCGUAUCCUCUCAACGUGUCUUGUGAUUGGCUACUCGAAACAACGUACGGAAACAAGAUCGACAUCCGCGUACUCUGGCUCGAUUUUCCAAUAUCCCCCAACUGUCAAACGGAUUUCCUGUCGGCCAAAGAUGGUUAUAGUGGUACCAGUGACGUCAUAGCCCAGUUGUGUGGCAAUCAAUCAGAUUCAUUCAGUUCCACUGAUAAGUGGAUGCGACUAGGAUUCAAUUCCGACGACGUCAUCGACAACAAGAACUAUACCGGAUUUCUUUUGGAAUAUUCAAAUUCAGAAAUAACACCCUGUGAGUACGAACCGUGUGAGAAUAAUGCCACAUGUACUAACUUAUUCAUGGACUAUAUAUGUACAUGUCGACCGGGAUUUACUGGAAGACAAUGUGAAAGCAAUAUUGAUGAGUGUGAUCCGUUGCCAUGCUAUAACAAUGUCACGUGUGUUGAUGGCGUUAAUAUGUAUACGUGUCUGUGUCCAUCUGGAUUUGAGGGCAUUAACUGUGAAAUAGAUAUCCCAGAAUGCUUGCUAGAACCGGACCAACCACCUUGCCAUAAUGGAGGCACAUGUCUCGAUGAAAUCAAUAAAUAUUCUUGUAUUUGCACAGAAGAAUUCAAAGGACCACGAUGUAAAACACCCGCCAAUAUACCGAUGUGUGAGGCCGGAUAUGACAUCAUCGAAGGAAGUGGGAUUUUUUGGAAUCGUACAGAUGGAGAUACGAUAGACGAACAGCCAUGCCCGCCAGGAAUAUUAGGCCGUGCUACCAGGUUAUGUGUCCUCGUUAAUUGGGAGCCCCCUGUUGCAGAAUGGGAUAACCCACAAUUAACAUAUUGCGUGAGUCCUGAAUUCGGCAUGCUUAAAGAAAAGGUAAAUAAUCUGAUAGAGUCCAAUGCAACAGCUGCCGAUGUACUUGAUGUCACUGAAACACUUCGUAAUAUAACGUUUGUGGACGUAGAUGAUGGACACAAGAAACAGCUAUAUCCUGGAGAUCUUCUCAUAUCUGUCAACACCUUGGAUGUAAUUGCUUACGUUGCCAUGGACACGGAAAACAUUGAUACAAUUUCGGUUUCCGAGGCGUUUGGUGACAGUGUUAGUAACUGUAUUGACCCAAGUGUGUACAGCGUGUGGAAGAAUGCAAACGACGAGGACAUCGUAGCAUCUGGUGCUACUUCCAUGGUGGCUAGUACGGAGCUUUUAGCACGUGGUAUAGCACAGAAUCAAACACAGCUAAUGAAACGACGAAGACGACGAAAUACAGAAGAAACAAUUCAAGAAAAAAUUGAAAUUACGUCAUCAAACUUAGUGUUCGUGGUUGUUGUCAUGGAAACGCCGGGUUCCCUAGAAAAGUGGGAUCCUUCGAAUGAAAUUGUAAGUCGUGGUAGCUUGAAUGACAGCAGUGAAAUUAUUAUUCCUUUACCAGCAUCCAGUCUUCAACUUAUAAUGAAAAGGGAUGGUUUUGUUAGUAUAUUUGCUGCCAAAUUUGCAACUAUCGGUGAACUAUAUUCUCUCUAUAACGACACCAUGAACGACACAGAAGACCUGCCAGUUGAUAGUCGAGGGAUUCAAAAACUUAAUUACGUUAAUUCUGACGUUGUUUCUGGUGCUGUUCUCGGAGAAGACUCUGGUAGUACGAGCUUGGUUGACCCAGUCAUCAUUAUAUUUGAACACAAAGAGGUUACCGGGACAAAAAAUCCACGAUGUGUGUUCAUGAAUAUGAAUGCAAGCACGCUGUCCGAGCAAUGGAGUAGUGAGGGUUGCGUAAUUCAAAGUACUAAUCUCACUCACACAGUCUGUAACUGUUACCAUUUAACGAACUUUGCUCUUAUAAUGGACAUUCAUAAUCUCAAGGAAGCUAUACCACCUGUACACGAUGAUAUACUGUCAAUAAUCUCUUACAUUGGUGGCACAUUGUCUGUACUUGGCUGUGUUUUCUCUGUAUGCAUAUACGAAUAUUUCAGAAUAUGGAAUGACAGAAUAAGAGUUCACGAAAACCUGGCAAUUGCAAUUAUGACAACCCAACUUAUAUUUUUAGUUGGAAUAGAUCGUACUGAACAUUUUUAUGUGUGUAAGACCGUUGCCGCUUUGCUCCACUACUUCCUGACGGCGCUGUUCAUGUGGAUGUUGAUAGAAGGCAUUAAUCUGUAUGUGGCAUUAGUCAAAGUUUUCGGUCGAGGGAGUAAUAUUAAGAAGUAUUUAGCUCUAGGAUGGGGGUCCCCGUUGAUUGUGGUCGGUGUAUCCUUUGGUAUUUUUUAUCGCGACUAUGGGUUUGGUGAUACGUGUUGGUUGCCAACAGAAAUUGUUCUUAUCGCUUUCGCACCGACAGUGGCGCUUGUCAUAUUCUUUAAUUUUUUUAUUUUGGUUGUUGUUAUUCGAGUAAUGCUGAACACAGUAACUGCCAAAGAAAAGCGACAACAGGAUGAACUUGCCCCUAUCAAGUAA
This is a messenger RNA of Saccoglossus kowalevskii, 2835 nucleotides long. RefSeq names its product latrophilin-3-like. Lineage: Eukaryota; Metazoa; Hemichordata; Enteropneusta; Harrimaniidae. The record is from RefSeq and is a predicted model, not a curated record.